ACUGGUUAUACAUGUUCUGUGGCCGUGGCUGGCCGCUGGGCGCCGGCUAUUACCAGAAGAAGAAGAAGAAACUGAAUGCCGAGGACAAAGACGCUUGAGAGUUGGCACGUGGUUUUCUCAUUCCUAUUUGAUAUUCUUGAAAUAUUUUUCAGUUAAAGUGGUGUAUUAUUGGUGUAUUAUCCCGUUAUUCGUAUAGCUCGACUGACGUGAUAACAUAAGACACGAGUUCAGCUUCAGGUUAAAGUGAAACAGAUUGUUGCUGGAGCAUACCGAGGGUGAGGAUUCAAGAGACAGUGAUCGCAAGUAGAAAAGAAUAUGGAGACAAAAUCGGAUUCACGAUGGAUUAUGAAAGAGCACGAAACUUUUGAGGAAUAUGCGAAGGACACGUUGGACAAAUCAAUGCCGCUGGAGAAAUUUAUAAAGAACUUGAAGAUAAACAUAAUUCAGGAACACGAGAGAGAAAUUGAAUUUGACAUGAUUGGCUGCCAUACUUCGGUAACUAACGCGUUUAGGAGGAUACUUCUGAGCGAGAUACCAAGUAUGGCUAUCGAAAAAGUAUAUAUUAUUAAUAACACCAGCCUGCUCCAAGACGAAGUACUUGCGCACAGACUAGGUCUUGUACCUCUUGGCGCAGAUCCUAGGUUGUUCGAAUAUCCUCCGAACAACGGAAGAGCUGACGAUGAGGUCAGCGAUCAAGACACUUUAAGAUACGAGUUAAAAGUCACGUGUAGUACAAAUCCGCAAGCGCCAAAGAACUCUCGUCUUCCAGACGAUAUGUACAGGAAUAGCAAAGUUUUAAGCAAGGAUAUUAAAUGGGUGCCAAUAGGUCGACAAACCGACAUGUUUCCUCGUGGAGCAGAACAAUUUGGCGUUCUAGAAAAGGACAUAUUAAUAUGUAAGAUGCGUCCUGGUCAUGAGAUCCAUGUGUUUAUGCACGCAGUCAAAGGCAUCGGCAGAGAUCACGCAAAAUUUUCUCCUGUCGCCACUGCAUCGUAUCGUCUCUUGCCGGCGAUUCAACUGACCAAGCCUGUGAGAGGUGAAGACGCGGAUCUUCUACAGAGUUGUUUCAGCCCUGGCGUGAUAGAAGUGGUAGAACAAGAAACGAACUCUGGUCAAAAGUACCGUGAGGCGCGCGUCAAAAACGCUCGCUAUGAUAGCUGUACCAGAAACUUCUAUCGUCACGAUCAGCUAAAGAAUUGCGUAGAACUGAGUCGGAUAAAGAAUCAUUUCAUUUUCACCAUAGAAUCUGUGGGAACAUUACCAGCGGCCGUGCUAUUCACAGAAGCCGUUAAAGUACUUAAGAAUAAGUGCAGAUCGUUUCUUGCAGAACUGGAAAACGUAGGAUAAUUAAUUGAAGCAAAAUGAGAUCUGGGUAGAAGGAAAAUUAUUACAAAAAAAAGUGGUCAUCAAAAAUGUAUCACCGGGCUCUGUGUACAAUACAUCUUGUCAACAACACAGUCGAUAUUUUUAUUAUUUAUUAAUAAAGUUAUUUUAUUGGAU
Messenger RNA from Vollenhovia emeryi, 1500 nucleotides. It is a transcript of the gene Polr1C, whose product is annotated as DNA-directed RNA polymerases I and III subunit RPAC1. Gene Ontology annotation, biological process: DNA-templated transcription. Gene Ontology annotation, cellular component: RNA polymerase III complex; RNA polymerase I complex. Gene Ontology annotation, molecular function: DNA binding; protein dimerization activity. The transcript has 8 exons. NCBI's taxonomy places the organism in Eukaryota, Metazoa, Arthropoda, Insecta, Hymenoptera, Formicidae. The record is from RefSeq and is a predicted model, not a curated record. Bases 316 to 1347 code for a protein of 343 amino acids.